ACUCUGGAGCGGAGGAAAGCCAGUCCAGCCCAAUGGACGCGUUCUCUCUCUCUCACACCUCCGGUCCAGAUUAAUUCCGGACUGUACCCACCUCCAAAAUCCAACGGUUUACAUCGCAUCUCGCGCCUCUUAUAUUCCCCAUUUUCCCAUUUCGCCCUCCUCUGUCUGUGUCUCUGUUGUCUCUGUCUCUCUCUCUCUCUCUCUGUUUCUCUUUCGCUCGCUCACCCGCCUUCGUUCUCCGUCAAAUUCCGAAAGGUUGUAGAAGAUGGCAGAUGCUGAGGACAUUCAGCCACUCGUGUGCGACAAUGGGACAGGAAUGGUUAAGGCUGGAUUUGCUGGAGAUGAUGCACCACGAGCUGUGUUCCCUAGCAUUGUAGGCCGUCCUCGUCAUACUGGUGUGAUGGUUGGGAUGGGCCAGAAGGAUGCAUAUGUUGGUGAUGAAGCUCAAUCCAAGCGUGGUAUUUUAACUCUCAAAUACCCAAUUGAGCAUGGUAUUGUGAGCAACUGGGAUGACAUGGAAAAGAUUUGGCAUCACACCUUCUACAAUGAGCUUCGGGUUGCCCCAGAAGAGCACCCAGUUCUCCUAACUGAGGCUCCUCUCAACCCUAAAGCCAAUCGUGAAAAGAUGACCCAAAUCAUGUUUGAGACCUUUAACACUCCUGCUAUGUAUGUAGCCAUUCAAGCUGUUCUUUCCUUGUAUGCAAGUGGUCGUACAACUGGUAUUGUGCUGGACUCUGGUGAUGGUGUCAGUCAUACAGUCCCCAUAUACGAGGGGUAUGCCCUCCCACAUGCCAUCCUUCGUCUUGACCUGGCUGGCCGUGACCUCACAGAUCAUUUAAUGAAAAUUCUCACCGAGCGUGGCUAUUCUUUUACCACCACAGCCGAGCGUGAAAUUGUGAGGGACAUGAAGGAAAAGCUUGCUUAUAUUGCCCUUGAUUACGAGCAGGAGCUGGAGACUUCCAGGACCAGCUCUUCGGUUGAGAAGAGCUAUGAGCUGCCUGAUGGGCAGGUUAUCACUAUCGGUGCUGAGCGUUUCCGAUGCCCCGAGGUUCUGUUCCAACCAUCCAUGAUUGGAAUGGAAGCAGCAGGCAUUCAUGAGACCACAUAUAACUCCAUCAUGAAGUGUGAUGUUGAUAUCAGGAAGGACCUGUACGGUAACAUUGUCCUCUCAGGUGGUUCAACAAUGUUCCCGGGCAUUGCUGAUAGAAUGAGCAAGGAAAUCUCUGCACUAGCCCCAAGCAGUAUGAAGAUCAAGGUGGUGGCUCCGCCUGAGAGGAAGUACAGUGUCUGGAUUGGAGGAUCCAUUUUGGCAUCACUUAGCACCUUCCAGCAGAUGUGGAUCGCCAAGGCCGAGUACGAUGAGUCCGGGCCAUCGAUUGUGCAUAGGAAAUGCUUCUAAACGUUCAAGAACAGGAUUUUUGAAGAAACAAACAGGAAGAAGUGCAGCUUGCAACCCUUUCGAUCCAGCUUUGUUAUCCUUUGAUGUAAUUCUCAUGUGGGAGUGGUGAGUUUUUGAGAAGGCGGGGGAGUUGAUUUGAAAAUUCGUCCAUUUCUUUCAUUUAUUA
Messenger RNA from Corylus avellana, 1565 nucleotides. RefSeq names its product actin. The record is from RefSeq and is a predicted model, not a curated record. Lineage: Eukaryota; Viridiplantae; Streptophyta; Magnoliopsida; Fagales; Betulaceae.